This is a messenger RNA of Lolium perenne, 934 nucleotides long. RefSeq names its product V-type proton ATPase 16 kDa proteolipid subunit. NCBI's taxonomy places the organism in Eukaryota, Viridiplantae, Streptophyta, Magnoliopsida, Poales, Poaceae. The record is from RefSeq and is a predicted model, not a curated record. Gene Ontology annotation, cellular component: proton-transporting V-type ATPase, V0 domain. Gene Ontology annotation, biological process: proton transmembrane transport. Gene Ontology annotation, molecular function: proton-transporting ATPase activity, rotational mechanism.
UUCCCCACCCCAAACGCCUCUUCCUCAGAUCAGAUCGCCAGAGAACCGGAAACCAAAUCCCAUAGCCAGAACACUGAAGCUCGACCUGCUCCGACGAGCGAGAGGAAUCCCCCGAUCGCGGCAGCAGCAGCAGCAGCACGGAGAAGAUGUCGUCGGUGUUCAGCGGCGAUGAGACCGCCCCCUUCUUCGGCUUCCUCGGCGCCGCCGCCGCGCUCGUCUUCUCAUGCAUGGGGGCGGCCUACGGGACGGCCAAGAGCGGCGUCGGCGUGGCGUCCAUGGGGGUCAUGCGCCCGGAGCUCGUCAUGAAGUCCAUCGUGCCCGUCGUCAUGGCUGGUGUGCUCGGAAUCUACGGCCUCAUCAUCGCCGUCAUCAUCAGCACCGGGAUCAACCCCAAGGCCAAGCCAUACUUCCUCUUCGACGGAUACGCCCACCUCUCUUCAGGGCUCGCGUGUGGCCUCGCGGGGCUUGCUGCUGGCAUGGCCAUUGGCAUCGUUGGUGACGCUGGAGUCAGGGCGAAUGCGCAGCAGCCGAAGCUGUUUGUUGGCAUGAUCCUCAUUCUCAUCUUUGCUGAGGCACUUGCUCUCUACGGCCUCAUUGUCGGCAUCAUCCUGUCAUCCCGAGCUGGCCAAUCCCGCGCCGAUUAGGCACUUCGCCACACGUGGCCCUGUGUGGCCUCCUGUUUUAUAUUGUUAUAUUCAGACAACAAACUGAGCUCUAGAAGUUUAUUAUGUCUAGUUUUCUUCUGUUUUUUCGAGAAAAAACAUUGUAUCCAGGGGUGUUUGCCCUGCAGUACCAUUCUUUUUCCGUCAGGAUGUUGGGUGGUGGUUGAUGCUUAUUAUGCACAGUUAUUUAUUUAUUUUUGGUCUGGCUGGACGGUGUAAUCUGGUGAAUAAGCAAGAACAUGCAAUGCAAUUGAUCUUAAGAUUCUCAGUUA